CAUACACGACGCGCUCUGCUGUGCUACAGAAGCUGCAGUUUCCAAACGCUUGCCACGACGACCCAGGUUCGUGUUUUCGUCCCCAUGCUGCCGAUUAAGCACUGGAUAAAGGAAUGUGUCGACUACUAGUAGCUUUAUGAAAAUGGCGUGUAUUGGAGACUUUGAUCCUUUCACCGCUGCUAUUCCUGCCACCAAAGUUGAGCUCACAGUGUCGUGUAGAAACCUGCUGGACAGAGAUACCUUUUCCAAAUCAGACCCAAUUUGUGUGCUGUACACUCAAGGAAUUGCCAACAGAGAAUGGAGAGAGUUUUGCCGGACGGAGGUUAUUGAUAACACUCUGAACCCAGACUUUGUCCGCAAAUUCAUCCUUGACUACUUCUUUGAAGAGAGACAGAAUCUACGCUUUGACCUGUAUGAUCUGGACUCCAAGAGUGACAACUUGUCAAAACAUGAUUUUCUGGGCCAGGCUUUCUGUACCCUGGGGGAGGUGGUGGGAUCCAUGGGUUGCCGCAUGGAGAAACCCCUAAUUGGUAUUCCUGGAAAGAAGUGUGGCACCAUCAUUGUCAGAGCAGAGGAGCUGAGCAACUGCAGGGAGUCAGUGAUGUUGCAGUUUUGCGGCAACAAGCUAGACAAGAAAGACUUUUUCGGGAAGUCCGACCCCUUCCUCGUCUUUUACCGCAGCAACGAGGACGGAUCCUUCACUAUCAGCCAUAAGACAGAAGUGGUGAAGAACACUCUGGAUCCGGUGUGGCAGGCCUUCAAGAUCCCAGUCAGAGCCCUCUGCAACGGGGACUACGACAGGAGCAUAAAGGUGGAAGUGUAUGACUGGGACAGAGAUGGAGGUCAUGACUUCAUUGGAGAGUUCAGCACCAGCUACAGGGAGAUGUCUAGAGGCCAGUCACAGUUCCACGUCUAUGAGGUGCUAAAUCCAAAGAAGAAAGGAAAGAAGAAGAAGAAAUACCUCAACUCAGGAACGGUGACUCUACUGUCCUGCCUGGUCGAUACAGAGCUCUCCUUCCUUGACUACAUCAAAGGCGGGACUCAAAUUAAUUUCACGGUGGCAAUCGAUUUCACCGCUUCGAACGGUAAUCCCUCCCAGCCCACCUCGCUCCAUUACAUGAGCCCCUACCAGCUGAACGCCUAUGCCAUGGCCCUGCGGGCUGUGGGGGAGAUCAUCCAGGACUACGACAGCGACAAGAUGUUCCCUGCUCUGGGCUUCGGUGCCAAGCUGCCCCCUGAUGGUCGGGUCUCACACGAGUUUGCCCUGAAUGGAAACCCCCUGAACCCCUACUGUAGUGGGAUUGAGGGGGUAAUGGAGGCCUACUAUCAAAGCCUGAAGUCUGUACGUCUCUACGGACCCACCCAUUUCUCCCCUGUGAUCAACCACGUGGCCAGGUAUGCAUCUGCAAUGACAGAUGGCUCCCAGUAUUUCAUCCUCCUCAUCAUCUCCGAUGGCGUCAUCACUGAUAUGGCGCAGACGAAGGAGUCUAUCGUAAAUGCUUCUUCUUUGCCCAUGUCGAUUAUAAUUGUUGGGGUCGGACCAGCAGAAUUUGAUGAGAUGAUCGAGCUGGACGGGGAUGAAGAGAGGAUCUCCUCCCAAGGCAGAUUUGCUGAGAGGGACAUUGUUCAGUUUGUCCCCUUCAGAGACUACAUAGACCGGCGGGGAAACCACAUACUGAGCAUGGCCCGCCUGGCCAAGGAGGUGUUGGCCGAGAUCCCUGACCAAUUCCUCUCCUACAUGAGGACCAGGGGGAUCAAACCGGGCCCCUCCCCCCCUCCCUACACUCCCAUCCCCACAGUGCACCCUCUCCUCACCCGACGUGUGAGCCGAAUCUGAAGAGGAAAGGCAACGCCCCCAUCAUCGAUUUGUCAAUCAACAGCGAUUCUGCCGACUCUACGGUUUUCUUCUUCCAACAACUCUUCAGUUUUGAUGGCAGCCUCCGAUGACGGACACCAAACUGUCCCAACUCUCAUGUUGCACUUCCGCUAAACCAUUGUGGGGUCGUUCAGACAGGCAAAGUGGACGGAAAGAUGUUCUUCCAUUUUGGACGCUGCCCUCGCGAGGAAGCUCCUCCAUUCAGGGGUCAGAGGUCAGUAUGAAGUGAUUUGACCCAGAAGCAGCUCACGUGAACAGGAACUGGUUCAUGAGCAGGGUCCGGACAACAUACAGUCCAACCUGUGGAAAGCCUUCUCAAGAACUGUCCUCUUUCAACUUCUUCUUCCUUUCCACUCCACGUCCCUCCUACAAACGGUGUCUCUCUAUGUUUACAAAGGAUGGUAAAGGUUGAUGAAGGAUGAUUUUUUUUACCCAACAGGUUUCUUGUUUUCAUGGCUGGCGAGAUACUUGUAUUAAGGAGCCACAUCCCUCACCUGUCUUGCUUAGUAAACGGAGCACUAAUGUAGAGUAGCAUUCGUGUCGUCCUGCACUCAGGGCUGAGUUCUUCCACUUCCAUAUCCCUUUUUAUGAGGCUACCAUCAACACGUAUAAUCUUCCCACUCUCCAGUGUCCCUCUCUGUCCGCCUGCCUUGACUCCAAGGGGGACUUCAAAGUCGGAUCUUGUCAAACAUAGCAGGGACUCAACCAGCCUUACUCACUGUCAGAUACAUUCACGUUCGCCAUGCUCAUAAGGGUUCUGGAAUCGUGGAUCUCCGUGCCCAGAAGUCAAAAACACACUCUGCAUCACAUGACCAUGUAGUGUUUCUGUUUCGUUUGUUAUUUUGAAUACCAUUAGACACCAUGGGAAACUUGUUUGUAUUUCAGAGCUUCUUUUUUAGUUCUACCUCUUGUAUAGUGUUGCCCAAAAAAAACUGCAGUAUUUCCAAGUAGCAAUUGUUUUUCUUCUGUUUUUUUGACUGUGCAAUGUUAGGACAACUAACAGUUAGCUGCAUGUCUGAAGAUCAUGACUGAAGUGCAGACAGCUCAUUGUAACUUGUUGAAAAUAUUUUUCCAAACGGCUAUACAAUCAAAAUUAAAUUAACUCCAUUGUGAUAGCACAGUUACUGUAGAAAUACAUGAGUGAAAAUGCUUAGCUAAAGUUAGAUUAACCCUCCUAUUGUCUUAAAUAAUACUAUUACCAACUACUAACCAAAUGCUAACACCUAUUACCUUUGGGUCACUAUGACCCGGUGUCCAAUUAAUCUCAUAACUUAACUAAAUGACUAAAUGUAAAUUAACAAAAUUACUAAAUGUA
This is a messenger RNA of Osmerus eperlanus (European smelt), 3191 nucleotides long. RefSeq names its product copine-8-like. The record is from RefSeq and is a predicted model, not a curated record. Lineage: Eukaryota; Metazoa; Chordata; Actinopteri; Osmeriformes; Osmeridae. Gene Ontology annotation, cellular component: plasma membrane. The transcript is spliced from 20 exons. Gene Ontology annotation, molecular function: calcium-dependent phospholipid binding. Gene Ontology annotation, biological process: cellular response to calcium ion. The coding region runs from base 137 to 1837 and encodes 566 amino acids.